Zingiber officinale is the source of this 599-nucleotide messenger RNA. RefSeq lists its product as uncharacterized. Bases 117 to 599 code for a protein of 160 amino acids. The transcript is spliced from 3 exons. The record is from RefSeq and is a predicted model, not a curated record. Lineage: Eukaryota; Viridiplantae; Streptophyta; Magnoliopsida; Zingiberales; Zingiberaceae.
CAAAGCCAAAGAAAAAAAUAUUAGAAUGUCCACCCGAAUCUCAAAACACAACUAAUAUUGUUGAUGAUGCAAUUAGCAUUGUGUUUGGCAAAGAAGCUCGGGGUAGAGUGCGUGGAAUGGGCUUUGGAGUAACACCAUCGAAAGUUGGAGCUUUUGUGCAACAAAAUGGAAUGGUUCAACAACUUCAAACUAUAGUACAAAAUGUUCAACAACAAAUGCAAGAAAUGAGGCAACAAAAUCAACUAGAAAUGCAAGAAAUGAAGUCUAUGUUUUUACAAAGUAUGAGACAACAAAAUCAUCUAGAACAGUCAAAUUUGAGAAAUGUGAGUCGUGGAGAUAUCUGUGCUAAUACUAAAUGUAAGCUGCUUCAUUGGUCUGCUGAUGAAUUAGUUGUUGCAGAAGGUCAAAUUGCAUCCACAGAUCCAAACACAAAAGUGCAUCAUGUUAUUCUUGGUGGAUCAUGUUGGAAAGUUUGGGUUGAUAAAGUUUUGGUAGAAAAGGUGGACCUAAUUCGACCAAAUGAUGAAAUGCAAUUUCUUAAUGAUGCAAUAGGAAGCACGGUUGCAUGGUUAUCGAAAUUUAUAGUAUUGUGUGAUUGA